AUGCAUGAUGCAUGUCAUUGGAAGCCAGAACGUGUGAGUCACCAAGUACCAAGUUCAAAGGAGUGUGUCUCAACGAAAAGAAAUGUGCUGGUGUUUGCACUGGCGAAAGUUUCACAGGAGGUCAAUGCAGUGGUCUCAAGUGCUACUGCACCAAAACCUGCUAAAUUUGUAAACUGCUUAACGAAAAUGUAA
Molecule: messenger RNA, 192 nt
Organism: Eruca vesicaria subsp. sativa (arugula)
Lineage: Eukaryota; Viridiplantae; Streptophyta; Magnoliopsida; Brassicales; Brassicaceae
Source: the annotation of a GenBank genome assembly